Messenger RNA from Trichobilharzia szidati, 3752 nucleotides. NCBI's taxonomy places the organism in Eukaryota, Metazoa, Platyhelminthes, Trematoda, Strigeidida, Schistosomatidae. The record is from the annotation of a GenBank genome assembly.
AUGCGUCUGAGCUACUGUUUACCACAAGAAAUUAAAAGAAUUUUCUUCUUCUUAGACAUGUCGACUAAUGAUAAUAAUGUACCGCAUAAAGAAAGUUUAAUGCAUGAAAUAAAUGCCCUGUUCGCUCCACCAACAAAUGAAACCUAUGGUAAAAAAGGCUCACUUGGUAUGCCUCCAAUUCGUCGUGGACGUAAAAAUAAUGAAUCAGCUUCUACCAGCACAGAAACAAGCACACCCAGUGUAGCUGCUAAUCACCAACAACAACUACCUCGUGGUACACUGGCGAGAAAUGAUCCAUUCUGGAAGAAACCACGAGCUAAUUGUCACGAGUAUUGUGAUAGUUGUGGUUGUAUUGAAGGCGAACGACUUGUGUGUGAUCGAUGUCCGGCCAGCUUUCAUUUGGAAUGUUUGGAUCCACCUUUAGAUCCUGAUGAAGCACCUGUUGGCGUUUGGUAUUGUCAUCGAUGCUCAAUGCUGAUAAAAGAUGAAGAAGAUAAAGCUUCAUCAUCAAGUAGUCAAACCACUAUUGCUACUGAAACAGGUUCUUCUUCACGUUCUGGUAGAGGAGGAGGAGGAGGUCAAAAACGCCAAAAAGAUCAUCCAUCGUCUUCUGCAUCCUCCUCCUCGUCAUCUUCAGUAUCCUCUUCAACAGCUACAACUUCAACAACCACAGUCGUGACUGUGGGUGUAGGUGUACAAUCCAAUUCAACUGGUACAUCUGUCGUCAGUAAUAAUGCUAGCAACGCGAGUAGUCAUAGUAAUAGUAAUAAUAAUAAUACUAUUACUAGUAGUCAUUCUCUUCAUACACAAGGUUCAUUACAACAAUUUCUACAAUCUCAAAAAAGUAAACGUCAUUAUGCAUUUCGUUCAGCUGCUGCUGUAAGCGAACAAAAUAACCUGGUUGGUAGUGGUGGCGGUAGCGGUGGUGGUGGUGGUGGUCGUGCUGGUAGAUCUAGCCGAUCAAGUACAUGGGGCGACUCAGCUUAUGUUGCUGAUAUUGAAGAAUCUGAAUUAAGAUCAUUAUGGGAAGUGAUUGAGUAUGCUCAAUAUCAAAAUCCAAAAGAAUUUGAACUGCCAAAAGACUUGAUGCCUAGUGUAAAACUUCCUGGUUCAUAUAAAACUUUAACGGAACGGAAAAAUAAGGGUAUUAUUGAACUGGAGAACGGUAUGGUGCCAGAACCUAUAAGACGUUGUUAUGUUUGUAUUAGGACAUGUUUCUAUGCGCCUUUACUACCGUGUGAUUAUUGUAAUGCAUGUUUUCAUUUGGAGUGUCUGGAUCCACCAUUGUCACAUUUCCCACCACGUUCUGAUAGAUGGAUGUGUCCAAAUCAUACAGAGCAUACAACAGAACGUUAUCUAGCUCGAUCGAUAUGUUUAACGGAAAGAAUGAAAUUAUGGACCAAGUUAUAUAAGAAUAUUGAUGGUAACACUAGUAGUGAUAAUAAUAAUGAUCGAUCUAUGGAACCUGAUGAAAUGACACAAAUACUUGAACAUAUCCCCCCGUAUGAACUCACGUAUACACCAGAUGAAGAGAGUGUUAUCCUCGCCGAUUUGAUGCGUACUGUACAAAGAUGUAGAAAUGAAAUAGACCAGGAGAAAGCGCAAGAAGAAGAGGCCGAUGAAGACAAACGAAGGGAUUUAUCGAAUACAGCUAUUUCAAGUCUUUUAGAUACUGUCCUGUAUGAUGCUAAAGAUAAAAGACAGAUAUUGGAUAACCGUCAUAUAUGGCGAUUGAAUAGACGUCUAGGUGCUAGACGAAGAAAUAAUCGAGGCUUUGAUAAACAUAUGAGAAUUGUUAUACCAAAAGCAGUGAAAUCUUUAUAUAAUAAUCCGGUGAAAAAAAUUCCCCGUAUGAAUGAACCAUCAUUGUCUCCUACAUCGCAUUUAUCGCCUAUGACAGAUACUGCAUCAACUGACGAGGAAAAAAGUACAUUUGUUCGUGGUCUGUUACAAUUCUAUCUACAAAAUAAACUGAAUAUGCUCCCUGAUGAUAAAGAUUCAGCGCUGACAACAACAACAACAACAACAGCUAUCACCAGUACUGACACUACUUCAACAAGAACAACUCAACCGACAUUAUCAACAAUAACCUCAACUAAUAGUAAUGAUGACAAUAUUGUCAGUGAUGAUAAGUCAGCGAUAGAUGCAAUGGAAACAAGCGAAAGCUUACUGAUGCCAUCAUCGUCUUCAUCAUCAUUACAACCUCCAAAGUUAUCGCUGCAAGCCUCAUCGUCGAUAUCAUGCGGCUAUGAUGAUGAUGAUGGGGCAUUCGAAAAAUCAAGGAAUUAUUAUUCUCGUGGAGGUGACAUGAGUAAUUUGUACAAUACUACGACUACUUUCAUUAAGUCAGACAGUGAUGGCAGUGUGGAUAUCAGAUCGGCCCAUGAUGCAAUACCUUCCAAGUUGGCGUGUCUAGAUCCUCAGUUAGUAUACAUAUUAGCAGCACAACGUAUACGUGAUCUCUUCGGUAUCAACUGUAAUGAUGCAAUUGACGGCUUAAAAAUGAUAUGCAAUUCCUCUGUGCCCUCAACAACGCUUGACACUAAACACCUUGACAAUAUUGAUGUGGGCAGUGAUCAAAAGAUGAAGAUGAUAAUGAUGAAUCGGAAAAGGCAUUUUUCUUCUUUUUCUACUUCAAAAAUUUCAGAAAGUUGUAUACGUACUAGAGCUAUCCUAUCACCAUGUUAUGGAACUAACGGGAAUGAAAUUCCAAUGCGCUAUAGACAGUUAACUAUCGGUACAUCUCCAGACUGUCAUCUCUGUCUAGCCAAUUACAGUUUGUCGCCUGUAUCAUUACCGAUAGAAAAUGAAUGUCGUUUUAUAUCUCCACAUCAUGCUACAAUCUUCUAUGAUGAUUGGACUCAACAUUAUGAAUUGAUUAAUUAUAGUGAAUAUGGUACACGUGUCGAUGGAAUUAUGUAUGGGAAUGAUAUUGAUAGAAAGCCGAUUUAUAUACCUGAGUCAUCAAAUCUGGUUCGUCGAGUACGCAAUCUUUUAAAAAGUGCUCCAGAUGAGUUAUUGCCUAAUCAUCAAAUGUCAUCUGUAUCAGGACUUUGUUCUUCACCUCCUAAACGUGUAAUGAUGUUGAGUAAACGUCAUGAGCAUAUAUCCCACAUGACAUCUUUAUGUGAAUGUACAAGUUUAUGUCUUGGCGUUGGUCCUAAACUUAAUCCCGGUGCCACUGUUACUACUCCUACUCUUGAUGACGAUGAUGAUGAUGAAUGUCAUGAUGGGAAUCCUCCCCAGAAUACUAUUGACCGUUAUCAUCAGUCUGGUAAGUUGGAGACGACGAUGACGAUGACAACAACAACAACACCAUCAGCAGAGAUGAUAUCCGGUUGGGAAGGGCCAGCUAUCCUAAGACAUGGAUCAGUCAUUCAAUUCGGUUGUUAUAAAUUUGUCUUUGGUUUAAUCGAUCAUUCUUUACCAACACUAUCGCAUCCUUCAUCGAACAAUCUUGACUCGUCUUUAUUCCCAAUUGGAGGAACAAUAACAACAACACCAACAACCAUAACAGCUGACAUCGACAAAACUACCAGUGCAUUACGCGAAUCGAAAGGUUUGUUAAACUUAACUGAAAUGAAUCACCUACUUGAUGAUUAAUAUAUUUUUUGUAUUGUCAUUCUAUGACUCUCCUUUCUUCCUUCCUUCCUUCCUAUGAAUGUGAAUAUAUACAUGUAUUACUUACUACUAAUCACAGCAUUGUAUACGUGUGUUCAUAACCAGAUUUAUUAUCAUUAUUAUUAUUAUUA